CACUUUAUUACAAUAGCAGCGCUAGUCUGUACAGGGCGGCAGCCUGUGAUGGCGUCAUUGAGUACUAAACCAGCGGCGCUGCAUACGUCACUGGGUGACGUCACGGGAUUUCAGAAGCUGGUCGGCGACAAGUCCGUACAGGUUUUCUAUGGGAUCCCUUAUGCCCAACCUCCCGUGGGAGAGCUGAGGUUUAAACCUCCGGUGCCGCAAGAGCCGUGGUCCGGCACCAAAGACGCCACCCAGAAACCAAAUUCCUGCUGGCAAGAGAUUGACGAGGCGUUCGAUCGUUUCCCGGGGGUGGAGAUGUGGAACCCCAACACGGCGAGAAGCGAAGACUGCCUGUACCUCAACGUCUGGCGGCCGUCUUGCUCAGUCGGCUGUAACGAACCCAAACCGAUAAUGGUGUGGAUAUACGGCGGAGGUUUUUCUUCCGGCACCGCGACGCUUGACGUCUACGACGGCUCGUAUUUAUCCGCAUUCAAUGACGUCAUCGUCGUGUCCAUUGCUUAUAGAAUCGGCGCGAUGGGUUUUUUGUUUCUCAACAGCCCCGACGCUCCAGGUAAUGCUGGACUUCUGGAUCAAGCUCUGGCGCUUAAGUGGGUGAAAGACAACGCCGUCAGCUUAGGAGGGUCAGCAGACGACAUCACGCUAUUCGGAGAGAGCGCCGGUGCCGCUAGCGUUGGGUUCCACCUUCUUUCGCCCGUAUCACGUGACCUGUUCACCUACGCCAUCAUGGAAAGCGCCACGCCCCUCGCCGGCUGGGCGGUGCAGGAGCACUCGCUCGCCCUCAAAAGAGCUUCAAACUUCGCCCUCAGUCUCAACUGUACCGCAGGCGAUGUGGCUUGUUUAAGAGACGUCCGCCCCGAGGUGAUCAGCCAAAAACAGUGGGAACAGACCUCGUAUUAUUUCGAUGUGCCGAUGGGUCCUGUCGUGGACGGCUACUUCCUGCCUGACCACCCCCUGGACAUGAUACGCCGCGGUGACAUCAAAAACACGAGUGUGAUACUCGGUGUCAACAAAAACGAAGGGCUCUACUUUGACCUGUACGGCUUCAAAGAAGAUUUUCCACUCGAUGACAACGGCCAACUUACAGAAACCCAGUACAACAACAUUCUCCAAAAUAUAUUCGAAUCCGACGAAACGGUGAUUGAGAAAGUCAAACGGGAAUACGCUAGAAACGCCAGCAUCUCCUACACGAACAGGGUUGACGCCAUAUCCGGUGAUACGCUUUUCAAAUGCCCCGUUAUAAAUUUUGCCCAGGAGUUUUCAAAAAUUGGCGGGAAAGUUUACCUGUACAAUUUUGAACACCGUGUGAGUAGCAACCCCUGGCCCAAGUGGCUGGGCGUGGCCCACGGGUAUGAGAUUGAGAUCGUCUUUGGCUUGCCUUUAGCUCCGAGCUCGAAAUACACGGAUCAGGAGAGGGAGCUGAGCUCGGGAGUGAUGUCAAUGUGGACGAGGUUUGCUCAGAGUGGCAAUCCCAACACGGACGGCGAUGUCGUAUGGCCACCGUACACAGCAGACGACCAACGUCAUAUUGACAUAGACUCGGCUGGCAUCAGAGAAGACAGGAACUUGCGGCGGCACGAGUGUGCGUUCCUGGAGGAACUUUAACUGUAUGCGUUGUGUUGGGAAUAUUUGGUCAAUGAUUGAAUCUUAAAAAACCAACAAGAUUGGCUA
Physella acuta is the source of this 1677-nucleotide messenger RNA. Its product is annotated as acetylcholinesterase-like. Gene Ontology annotation, molecular function: acetylcholinesterase activity. Gene Ontology annotation, cellular component: plasma membrane. The record is from RefSeq and is a predicted model, not a curated record. Gene Ontology annotation, biological process: choline metabolic process; acetylcholine catabolic process. NCBI's taxonomy places the organism in Eukaryota, Metazoa, Mollusca, Gastropoda, Physidae.